Lagenorhynchus albirostris (white-beaked dolphin) is the source of this 828-nucleotide messenger RNA. It is a transcript of the gene NME5, whose product is annotated as NME/NM23 family member 5. Gene Ontology annotation, molecular function: nucleoside diphosphate kinase activity. Gene Ontology annotation, biological process: UTP biosynthetic process; CTP biosynthetic process; spermatid differentiation. NCBI's taxonomy places the organism in Eukaryota, Metazoa, Chordata, Mammalia, Artiodactyla, Delphinidae. The record is from RefSeq and is a predicted model, not a curated record. The transcript has 6 exons. Bases 163 to 801 code for a protein of 212 amino acids.
GGCUUUCGCCUUGCUCCUUGGUCUCUCCACCUCCAUGAAAGUGCUUAGGAAAACCCACCGCAGGACUUAGAAGCAGAGUAGAAAUCGUAUUAUUGAGACGCUUCUUGUUGAAAAAGUUGAUACCAGUCAAGAAUCUCUUAAAUUGUACACUGAAAAGCCAGAAUGGAGCUAUCAAUGCCCCCACCUCAGAUCUAUGUAGAAAAGACUCUGGCCAUUAUCAAACCAGAUAUUGUUGACAAAGAGGAGGAGAUACAAGAUAUUAUUCUCAGAUCUGGAUUCACCAUUGUUCAGAGAAGAAAACUGCGUCUCAGCCCUGAGCACUGUAGUAACUUUUAUGUGGAACAGUAUGGGAAAAUGUUUUUCCCCAAUUUAACAGCUUACAUGAGUUCUGGACCACUUGUUGCCAUGAUAUUAGCUAGAUUUAAAGCCAUCUCUUACUGGAAAGAACUCUUGGGACCAAGUAAUAGCUUAGUAGCUAAGGAGACACACCCAGACAGUCUAAGGGCAAUUUAUGGCACAGAUGAGCUAAGGAAUGCACUUCAUGGAAGUAAUGAUUUUGCUGCAGCAGAAAGAGAAAUGCGAUUCAUGUUUCCUGCAGUGAUUGUUGAGCCCAUUCCAGUUGGACAAGCUGCUAAGGACUAUUUAAAUGUGCACGUAAUGCCAACUCUGCUUAAAGGACUUUCAGAGCUUUGUAAGCAAAAACCAGCAGAUCCUUUUAUUUGGCUGGCUGAUUGGUUGCUGAAAAAUAAUCCCAACAAACCCAAACUUUGUCAUCAUCCAGUUGCAGAAGAACCUUAUUAAAAUAAAGCUCUCAAAGAACAAAUCACG